AUGUCAAAUUUAUUCAGUUAUUUUCAACGUAUUGAGCCAAAAAAAAUGGCCACCACAACAGCGGAUGACGAAUCGAUUCGUCCAUCAAGUAACACACCUAAAAAUGGACAUACAAAAAAAAGUCAAACACCAAAAGAAUCAUCACGUAAAUCAAUGAAUAUGAGUGAUGUCUAUAGUGCUGAUUCACCAAAAUCAGAAAAACGAAAACCAAUUGAUGACCAUGAAACAUUACCAAAAAAUAAAAAACGAAAAACAUUGAAUGCACGAAAUGAAUCCGAUGAGGAUGAUGAUGAACCACAACUUAAAGUUAGCAAAAGUCAAAAUCGAAAACGUAUUGCUAUUCUUGAUAGUGAUGAUGAUAAUGGAUUAGAAAAUGAUAAUAUGGAUGUUGAAGUAACACCAUCGAACAAAAGAUCAACUGCCAAGAAUAUAAAAAAGAAAGGUAAUACUUCGACUACAACAUCACGAAAGAAAAAAACGGAAGAUAGUGAAGAUGAAGAAGCAUUAUAUAAUGAUGGUUCAGCUGAUGAAAGUGAAGAGAAUGAAAGUGGUGUUGAAGAGUAUGACGAUGAUAAUGAUGAAGAACAAACAAAAACACCAAAACGUCGAACAACAACUUUAAAUAGAGAGAAGAAAAAACCACCAAAACAUGUACAUGAUAAUAAUUUUACACAUCUUUCAUUGGAUUUUCUCAAAGAUGGAAAACGACGUGAUAUUAAUCUUCGACUUCAUACUGAUCCAAAUUAUGAUCCACGUACAUUACAUGUUCCUGAAGAAUAUCUUAAUAGUAUUACACCUGCUAUGCGUCAAUGGUGGGUAUUAAAAUCAGAACAUUAUGAUACAAUUCUUUUUUUCAAAGUUGGCAAAUUUUAUGAACUUUAUCAUAUGGAUGCUGUUAUUUGUGUACCAGAAUUAAAUUUAACUAUGAUGAAAAAUGAAUCGGCUCAUUGUGGUUUUCCAGAAAAAGCAUAUAGUAAAUUUGCUGAUAUACUUGUUUCAAAAGGUUAUAAAGUAGCACGAGUCGAACAAACAGAAACACCAGAUAUGAUGAAACAACGUAUUGAACAACAAACUGGACGAAAAAGUAAAUUUGAUAAAACUGUUCGUCGAGAAGUUUGUCAAAUAACAACACCUGGUACAAAAACAUUUAAUACAUUAGAUAAUGAUAAUAUUUUCCGUGAAAGUUUAUUUUUAUUAUGUAUUGUUGAAAUUCCAAUUACGGAUAAUAAAAUCACACCAUGUGAAUUCGGUGUAUGUUUUGUUGAUACAACUAUUGCACAAUUUUAUAUUGGUCAAUUUGAAGAUGAUCGAUAUUUAUCACGUUUACAAACUUUACUUGCACAAUAUCCACCAGUUCAAAUUUUAUGUGAAAAAAAUAAAAUAUCAGAAAAAACAAAAAAAGUUUUAACAUUAACACAUGCCAAAAUGGAAUAUUUAACACCAAAUAAAGAAAUGUAUGAAACAACUAAAACACUCGAUAUUCUUCGAGAUGAUACAUAUUUCAAGGAUGAAAAAGGAAAUCUUCAAUGGCCAGAUGCUUUUCAACAUGUUUUCAAUGAUGGUGAUGCACAAGGUUUACAUGUUCGUCCAGCAUUUCUAAUAUCAAUGCGAGCAUUAGGUGGUAUUAUCUGGUAUUUACAACAUUGUCUUAUUGAUAAAGAACUUUUAUCCAUGCGGAAAUUUUCGAUUUUUCAACCACCUGAUGAAAAUGUUGAACUUAAAGAAGCAUCAACAUUUACACAACAAAAUAUGGUACUUGAUGCAACAACAUUGUAUAAUUUAGAAAUCUUAACAAAUAGUCGAGGUGGAAAAGAAGGUUCAUUAUUAUAUGUAUGUGAUCGAUGUUCAACUCAUUUUGGUAAACGUCUUUUGGCUCGAUGGCUUUCAGCACCAUUAUGUAAUGUGAAUGAAAUUAAUGAACGAUUGAAUGCUAUUGAUAUUUUACGUGAGAAAAAAGAAUUAUGUAUAAAAAUUCGUGAUAAACUUAAAACAAUUCCUGAUCUUGAACGACUUUUUUGUCGUAUUCAUUCACUUGGUCAUCGUCCACUUGAUCCUGAUCAUCCAGAAAAUCGUGCUAUACUCUAUGAAGAUAUAACAUAUAGUAAACGAAAAAUUCAAGACUUUUUAUCUGCAUUUGCUGGUUUAAAAGUAGCAAAUGAUAUUGUUGAAUUAUUUUCAAAAUAUAACGAUAUACCAUCAUCUUCGAAUUUACUUAAGAAAAUUAUUUAUCGAGGUGAUGAAAAUUUUCCUGAACUUGGCGAAUUACUUGAUUUUUAUACAAAUGCAUUUUCACAUGCACAAGCACGUACUGAAGGUAAAAUUAUUCCAACAGUUGGUGUUUGUAAAGAAUAUGAUGAUUCAUUAAAUGACAUACGUGAAAAUGAAAAAGAAUUAAACGAAUAUUUAACUAAACAAAAGAAAAUUUUAAAAAAUCAUGAUAUUAAAUAUGUUCAUGUACAAAAAAUUCGUUAUGCAAUGGAAAUACCUGAAAAAGCUUGUGGAAAUUUAGAUGAUGAUUAUGAAUUAAUGAGUUCACGAAAAGGUUUUAAACGAUAUUAUACAAGUGAAUUACGUGAAUUACUUGAAACAUUAAAUGAAAGUGAAAAAAAGAAAGAAUCAGCAUUAAAAGAUACAACAAGUAGUUUAUUUCGAAAAUUCGAUAGUCAUCAUGAUAUAUUCCAACGUGUACUUAAUUGUUUAAGUACACUUGAUGUAAUACUUAGUUUAGUUGGUUAUAGUGAAUCAUAUUCAGAUAUGUGUCGACCCAUUGUUCUCGCAACAGAUGAUAAUCAACAAGCAUUUAUUAAUAUUCGUGAUGGUAAACAUCCAUGUAUGCUUCAAAAAUCAACGGAUACAUUUAUUCCAAAUGAUAUUAUACUUGCUGAUAAGUCAUCAAAUGAAAUUUGGCAAACAAAACCAUUAGUACUUGUUACUGGUCCAAAUAUGGGUGGUAAAUCAACAUUAAUGAGAGAAACAGCUGUACUUGCUAUAUUAGCACAUGUUGGUAGUUAUGUUCCAGCAACAUCAUGUAAAAUGAGUGUAUGUGAUCGAAUAUUUACACGUUUAGGUGCAAGUGAUCGAAUUAUGGCUGGUGAAUCCACAUUUUUUGUUGAAUUAAGUGAAGCAUCAUCAAUUUUACGUCAUGCUAGUCGUCAUUCUUUAGUACUUAUUGAUGAACUUGGACGAGGUACAUCCACAUUUGAUGGAACAGCUAUCGCUUGUUCAGUUGUUAAUGAUCUUGCAAAUCGUAUUAAAUGUCGAACAUUAUUUAGUACUCAUUAUCAUACAUUAGUUGAUGAUUUUGAAAAACAUGAAAGUGUUGGUUUGGGACAUAUGUCAUGUAUGAUUGAAAAGGAUGAUGAAACAUCAACAAAAGAAACACUUGUUUUUCUUUAUAAAUUUGUUGAAGGUUCAUGUCCUAAAAGUCAUGGAUUUAAUGCAGCACGUUUAGCUAAUAUUCCUGAAUCAAUUAUUGAAUUAGCACAAAGUAAAGCAUCAGCAUUUGAACGAUGGGUUACACUUAAACGAAUCUUAUUUACAUUAAAAAAAAUAACUGAUAAAUCUCAAGAACAAGAUAUACUUCAAUUCUUAUCACAAUUAAAACUUAAUUAA
This is a messenger RNA of Adineta steineri, 3612 nucleotides long. NCBI's taxonomy places the organism in Eukaryota, Metazoa, Rotifera, Eurotatoria, Adinetida, Adinetidae. The record is from the annotation of a GenBank genome assembly.